AUGGCCUAUCAAAAGCGUCCUGCCUCUAGCUAUCAGCCUUGCGAUACCUUCUUUGUGGAGUCGUAUGACGACUUCCCGGCCCCUCGUCUGGAACCAAAGGAGCAUGCGAGACUGAUUGCCCGUGAGCGUCAGUAUGCCAUUGCGGAUGAACUUUCCAAGAUCACUAGCGAAGAGUUCCGUGAUGACAUUCUGGCGCACAUGCUGGACAUGGAUACCGCCACCCUCCCUGACGUUGAGUCGAUCGACAUCCAAACCGAGAUUCAAUGGUUCAUGCGUCCCUACCUGCUCGAUUUCCUGAUUGAAGCCCAUACCGCCUUUCAGCUGCUGUCGUCUACUCUCUUCCUGACCAUCAACUUGCUCGACCGAUACUGUUCGAAACGUGUCGUCUACAAGAGACACUACCAAUUGGUCGGGUGUGCGGCUCUACUCAUUGCUGCCAAGUAUGGUGACAAGAAGGAUCGUGUUCCGACCAUUAAGGAGCUCAAGUCAAUGUGUUGCUCGCUUUACGAUGAUGACAUGUUCAUCCAGAUGGAGUGGCAUGUGCUGCAGACUUUGGGCUGGACCAUCGGUCAUCCCACAGUCGACAACUUCCUGCAGAUGGCUGUCAUGGAUUGCCCUUAUGAUGCCGAGGUUGAGCACCUGUCUCUAUACAUCGCGGAAAUCUCCCUGUUCCAUCGGGAAUUUGUCUCCAAGCCUUCGUCCGAUCUAGCCAGAGCCUCCUUGGCUCUUGCACGGUGCAUCCUGAACCGAACUCAGCCUCGUCACACUGAGUGGGCUUCUCAAUACGACUCUAUGACACUAGUGGGAUUGUCACAACAAUUACACCAGCCCUCGCAGGUGCUCUCCCGGAAAUAUUCGUCGGCCCACUACUCGCGGGUGUCGAAGAUCCUGGAGCAAUUCCUUGCCCGCCAGGCCUCCGUCGCGAGCUACACUCCCCCUAGCCCGCCCUCCGAUGUUGUUCCGGCCGAGUCUAAACCCUAUGAAGGAGAGAUUGGUCUUGCUACGCCCCAGAAGGCCCCGCAAUCAUCCACUAUGGCUCACGGCUACAUCACACCGCCAAUUACUCCUGAAAACGAAGUCUUCGCCAACGGUGGUAAUCCCACCUUUGCCAAAGGAGUAGCUGGCACUAGCGCCUGCUCACCGUCGCCCACCCCCUCUCCUAGUGUACCAUACACGGGUGCUCCUAGCUACGCGCAGGAGGCUACAUACCAACAACAAUAUCUCCAGCCUCAAAUGUCGUUCAGCACCGGCUACUGA
This is a messenger RNA of Aspergillus uvarum CBS 121591, 1257 nucleotides long. RefSeq names its product G1/S-specific cyclin. Gene Ontology annotation, biological process: regulation of cyclin-dependent protein serine/threonine kinase activity; mitotic cell cycle phase transition. Gene Ontology annotation, molecular function: cyclin-dependent protein serine/threonine kinase regulator activity. Lineage: Eukaryota; Fungi; Ascomycota; Eurotiomycetes; Eurotiales; Aspergillaceae. Gene Ontology annotation, cellular component: cyclin-dependent protein kinase holoenzyme complex; nucleus; centrosome. Bases 1 to 1257 code for a protein of 418 amino acids. The transcript has 2 exons. The record is from RefSeq and is a predicted model, not a curated record.